Molecule: messenger RNA, 2938 nt
Organism: Felis catus (domestic cat)
Lineage: Eukaryota; Metazoa; Chordata; Mammalia; Carnivora; Felidae
Gene: NCBP3
Product: nuclear cap binding subunit 3
Exons: 14
Coding region: 36-1922 (628 amino acids)
Cellular component (GO): cytosol; nucleus
Molecular function (GO): mRNA binding; RNA 7-methylguanosine cap binding
Source: RefSeq, a predicted model, not a curated record
AGGCGGGCUCUCAGUGGUGCGGCCGGCGGGCGGCUAUGGCGGCCGUACGGGGCCUGCGAGUGUCGGUGAAAGCAGAGGCCCCAGCGGGGCCGGCCCUGGGCCUCCCGUCGCCUGAGACGGACUCUAGUUUGGAGCGUGGCGAGCCGGAGCCCAUGGAGGUGGAGGAGGGCGAGCUGGAGAUUGUGCCGGUGCGGCGCUCACUGAAAGAACUGAUCCCGGACACAAGCAGAAGAUACGAAAACAAGGCUGGCAGCUUCAUCACUGGAAUUGAUGUCACCUCCAAGGAAGCAAUUGAAAAGAAAGAACAGCGAGCCAAGCGCUUCCAUUUUCGAUCAGAAGUAAAUCUUGCCCAAAGAAAUGUAGCCUUGGACCGAGACAUGAUGAAGAAAGCAAUCCCCAAAGUGAGAUUGGAGACAAUCUACAUUUGCGGAGUAGAUGAGAUGAGUACCCAGGAUAUCUUUUCCUAUUUUAAAGAAUAUCCUCCAGCUCACAUUGAAUGGUUGGAUGAUACCUCCUGUAAUGUUGUCUGGCUGGAUGAAAUGACAGCCACACGAGCCCUUAUCAAUAUGAGCUCUUUGCCAGCCCUGGAUAAGAUAAGAAGCAGGGAUGCCAAUGAGGACAGGUCAUCUGAGAAAAGUAAAAAAGACAAGCAGGAAGACAGUUCAGAUGAUGAUGAGGCCGAAGAAGGAGAAGUUGAAGAUGAGAACUCCAGUGAUAUAGAGUUGGACACAUUGUCUCAAGUAGAAGAAGAGUCUCUGCUAAGAAACGAUCUUCGUCCAGCUAACAAACUUGCUAAAGGAAAUAGGUUAUUCAUGAGAUUUGCUACAAAAGAUGACAAAAAGGAACUUGGAGCAGCCAGAAGAAGUCAGUAUUACAUGAAAUACGGGAAUCCAAAUUACGGAGGCAUGAAAGGAAUUCUUAGUAAUUCUUGGAAGCGAAGGUAUCAUUCCCGUCGCAUUCAGCGGGAUGUGAUCAAGAAGAGAGCCCUGAUUGGGGAUGACGUUGGCUUGACGUCCUAUAAACACCGACAUUCCGGACUAGUAAAUGUUCCGGAGGAACCCAUUGAAGAGGAGGAAGAGGAGGAGGAGGAGGAGGAGGAAGACCAGGACAUGGAUGCAGAUGACAGAGUGGUGGUAGAGUACCAUGAGGAGCUCCCAGCUCUCAAGCAGACCCGGGAGCGGAGCACAUCUAGGCAGUCCAGUGCCAGCAGUUCAGACUCCGAUGAAAUGGACUAUGAUCUAGAACUGAAAAUGAUUUCCACUCCUUCACCAAAGAAAAGCAUGAAAAUGACCAUGUACGCUGAUGAAGUGGAAUCUCAGUUGAAAAACAUUAGGAACUCCAUGAGGGCAGAUACUGUAUCCACAAGCAAUAUCAAAAACCGAAUCGGUAACAAGUUACCGACUGAGAAAUUUGUAGAUGUCCGACAUCUGUUAGAUGAAAAACGUCAGCACACACGUCCACGGCCACCAGGCAGCAAUACUAAAUCAGAUAUACGCCAGCGGUUAGGAAAAAGACCAUAUUCUCCAGAAAAGGCUUUUAGUAGUAACCCAGUCUUUCGGAGAGAGCCUUUUUCUGAUGUACAUAGUAGACUGGGUGUUCCCAGGCAAGAUGUUAAAGGCCUCUACUCUGAUACUCGGGAGAAGAAAUCAGGUAGUUUAUGGACUCGCUUAGGAUCUGCACCCAAGACCAAAGAAAAGAACACGAAGAAGGUGGAUCACAGAACACCGGGCACUGAGGAAGACGACUCUGAGCUGCAAAGGGCAUGGGGGGCUCUGAUAAAGGAGAAAGAACAGUCUCGCCAAAAGAAGAGCCGCUGUUACCAGCACCCUUUUCCCAAGAAAAGUCAAUUCCCAGGUGCUUAUUGGACAGCCUUCGAGGGGGAAGAUGAGGGAAGCUGCCAGCUCACCCUUCCAGGACCCUAGUGUCGGGGCCGAAUCUCAUGGACCUGACUACAGAGGUGCACCAGUGCCGCCCAGGUAGAUAAGAGAUGCAGCGUCGAUCGUGCUUCCAUUCCUUCCUGGGGAUUUCUGUUAGGGGCCUCUUCGUAGCAAUCAGCUUGAAGUGAAGAUCAAGUUCAGUGCUGUGGGAUUUUUAGGAACAAAAAACUGUGACUUCUGGAUUUGGGGUGGACUUUUGUGCUAGGGGUGGGGUCAUGGGUUAAUGUUGAACAAUUUUUAAGUCUGUAUUAUGUUUAAAAAUAUUAAUGAUUUAAAAGUUAAAAUUUUUAAUUUUUAUAUGUGAAAAUACUUCCUGUUGGCUACAAGGGAAGCUCAAGUGGUGUCUUAUGUGUGCUGUUAAAUAUAUAUUAUAUACUUUGGAAGAAGGCAAAGAGAGGAGUCUCAUUAUUUUUAAAUGAUCCUAAUUGUAUAGUCUGUCUGUUGUAUAUAGAAUUCAACUUGCUUUUUGGCCACUGUAGGAAAAAAAAAAUCCAUCCAUCAGAGAUGGGGUCCUGUUGUUUAUUAUCACUUCAGAAGUGAUACGUUGGUAUUUAUUCUAUUUCCAAGUUCUGGCGCCUGAAGUUAUCUUUAAAACUGGCUAAUAAGAUCAUAGUUAUGGAAAUUUUAGUUUGUUUAUUUCUUGUUUGUUUCUAAACUCCUUUCAGAUUAUUUUAAAGGCAGUAGAUUAUUUUGUCUUCCUGUUUGAUCUCUAUCUUGAAGUAUUUAAUGUUUAUAUUCCUUUGCAGGCUUAAAAAUAGUGUUUCUCUUCAAUUCACUAGAAUUUAGGAGUUAGAGAUUGUAAACCUUUGUCCCUUUGUGAUGUCACAGCUCUUCACCUGUCUGGCUUGUUUCAGUACCUAGUGUAGCCCUGGAUUCUAGAGAUCUUUACUUGUGGCUGAACUAAUGGUCGCAUUGAUAGUUGAUUACAGUAUGGUGUGAUUGAAUGCAGAAUGCUGCUGCUAAUAAAGAAAAUAAAGGGCUGUGGGACUUAAGAGCUGCAA